Cloeon dipterum is the source of this 1648-nucleotide messenger RNA. Its product is annotated as brachyurin-like. Bases 42 to 971 code for a protein of 309 amino acids. The transcript is spliced from 7 exons. Gene Ontology annotation, molecular function: serine-type endopeptidase activity. The record is from RefSeq and is a predicted model, not a curated record. Lineage: Eukaryota; Metazoa; Arthropoda; Insecta; Ephemeroptera; Baetidae. Gene Ontology annotation, biological process: proteolysis.
ACUGCAUCACUCUCAUUCAGGAUCCAUCGCUUGUAGCAAAUAUGCAGGCUUUGCUUUUCCUGCUGGCAUCAUUGAUGCUGACGGCAGUAUCGAGCGAACAUAACUAUUUCCAAUUAAAAAGGCCAAAUAAUUUAACUGCGUUGCGUCCGGUAUAUUUGAACAAGACCGACGAUGAAUGGCAAAAGUUGACUCAAGCAAACAAACCCAAGCCGGCUGACCCCAACGCAGAGACAAUUGUGCAGCCUCCCCGUGCUGGAAAACCGUCUGUUUUCAUCCAGCCGCACAUCGUUGGCGGUGCCGUAGCCACCUUAGGACAGUUUCCCUGGCACGCGAUCAUUUCUCACAUUAAUGUUUAUAGUUUUGGCGGAUCGUUGAUAUUGCCUGAGUGGGUUUUGACUACUGCCUCUUGCACUGACAAUUUUUAUCACAUCCCAUCCACGAAUGAGAAUUAUAAUGUUCGAUUGGGCACGGUGACUCUCGAAAGUUCACCACCUGGCGAAUAUUCGGUAUAUACUAACGUCACAUACACUCACGAGGGGUACAAUUAUACGACGUUCGAAAACAACAUCGCCCUGAUCAAACUGCCAGUGCCUGUCACGUUUUCAAAAACCAUAAUGCCCAUAAGACUGCCACCUUUGUCCGAUGCCACCAAGGACUUGACUGGCCUUUUAGCGACCAUUACAGGAGCUGGAAAAGUUGAUGGCGAUUCUCCUUACUGGGGCAAAUUCCUUAAGUACACGCAAGUGACGGUGAUCACCUAUGCGGAAUGUGCCCGAUUUUACGGUCCAGACCCGCUUGUUGGCUCAACCUUCUGUACAAAGAAAAACCUAACAGCACCCUGCUCUGCAAGUUUAAUACUCACUAUUCGUUUUAAAAUUUUGAAACAGAAUUUUUCACGUAUUUUCAUUUACAGCAAGAUGUUGGUGGAGCUCUGGUUUACAAAGAUCAGUCCAAUACUUGGGUUCAAAUAGGCAUUCUCUCAUUCUUGGACAUUUACGAAUAUUACUGCUUGGAUGGCCCUUCAGGUUAUACCCGCGUCGCCGCUUACCUUGGAUGGAUAUCUGAUAAGAUCGGCCAGGACGUGUCAGGGUCUACGGUCACCACGACAACACCCAAACUAACCACAACCAAAUUAACAACCACUAGAGCUACUACCAAGACAACAACUAAAACUACAACCAAGACCACUACUAAGACAACCACCAAGCCCACAACUAAAACGACUACGAAGACAACAACUAAAACAACCACCAGGACUACAACUAAAACCACAACAAAAAUGACAACUAAAACUACAACCAAACCAACAACCACCACAAAAACCACAACCAAAUUAACAACUACCACUAAGACUACAACUACUAAAGCUGCAUCUGGUUGAAAAUAUAUUUGUGAAUUUUCAAUUUCCUUCAAAAUAUUUUAGUAAUUAUGCAGAGAGGCGAUGGUUUGUAAAUCCUUAAAGAAUUUGUUGAUUUUGAAACUGUACACGGUCUUACGUAUUAAUAAAUGAUAUAAAAUGUUGACUCAAUUAAGAGAUAGUAUAGAGGAGGUAAACCGAAUAUAUCAUUGAUGUAUUUGAAAUGUCGAAUCAGACGACGUGACAAAAUAUAUUAUACUGAAACAUAUAUCAUAAAAUACUAUCAAAGCA